This is a messenger RNA of Homalodisca vitripennis (glassy-winged sharpshooter), 2623 nucleotides long. It is a transcript of the gene Spg7, whose product is annotated as paraplegin. Lineage: Eukaryota; Metazoa; Arthropoda; Insecta; Hemiptera; Cicadellidae. Gene Ontology annotation, biological process: mitochondrial protein processing; protein-containing complex assembly. Bases 168 to 2576 code for a protein of 802 amino acids. Gene Ontology annotation, cellular component: membrane; m-AAA complex. Gene Ontology annotation, molecular function: ATP hydrolysis activity; ATP-dependent peptidase activity; metalloendopeptidase activity. The record is from RefSeq and is a predicted model, not a curated record. The transcript is spliced from 12 exons.
CAACAAGCAGAAGCGAAUCUCUUGCAAUUUUCGUAAACAAGUUAUGUAGAGGUUAUGUCAGUGUUAUUGAACUAUUCUACAUUAUAGGUUGAAUAAUAUUAUUACGUCAUACAUGUACAUAGGUUUAUAGUUGAAAUAAUUAAGAGUGUAUUAUUGUAUUUUGCACUAUGAUGGGAAUCAAUAAAUACCGAAAGUUCAUUUCAUUAAAUUUCUUUAGAUAUAUUAAGCAUACUACAAGUGACAUAAAUUGUGUAAACGUUAGUGAAAUUCUUGCACCAUCAAAUCAAAUUAUUAAAACGAAUAGUUUAUCCUACAACAUUCGAGACAGAUUUAAAAGUGAAAAUCUUUCAACCUCAGAUGUUUGCAAAAACUGCCUUUUUCAUGACUUAGCCUCAUGUGUAUUCCAACGGUUCUUGAAAUCAACAUCUACAGGAAAGAACAAACUAGUGAAACAGAUAAACAGAGAGUACAGAGCUGUGAUUGGUCUUCUUCAGAGAUCAGGAUUCAGUCCCCAAAUUUCCAGCACCAGGAGGCUUCAUACUUCAGCCUCUAGGUAUCAGCAGAAGCCUCCAGAUGAUGAUAACAAGAAACCAAAUAAUGAUGAUGACAAGAAGAUCUCAUCAGUACUUGCAAAAGCUUUUCUUUGGAUGCUCAGUGGUUACAUGUUUAUAGCACUGCUGUCCUUGAUAUUUCCUUCUAGCAACCAACCAGAGCAAAUUAUCCGAUACGUCUCAUGGAACGAGUUUGUGCACCAUAUGUUGGCUAAAGGUGAGGUGGAACAGAUUAUCGUGCGACCAGACAUAGACAUUGUUACCAUCAUCCUCUACGAUGGUGCUGUCAUUAAGGGAAGAAAGAUAGAGCACAGAACGUUUCAUAUGAACAUUGUGGAUAUGAAGAAGUUUGAGGAAAAGUUGAGAGAGGCAGAAGAGCGCCUUGGAGUGGGGCUUGGUGGGGGCGUUCCUGUUAUUUAUGAGCGGGGCACUGAUACAGCAGGGAAACUGCUAGUGUCUCUUAUCAUGGCUGCCAUCCUCAUCUCCAUCCUUAACAGAGCUCGAACUAUGCGCUCUCCUGUGUCCUUCGAUUACUUUUCUCAGAUGGGGAGAGCCAAGUUCACCCUAGUGGAUCCAGUAGCUGGCUCGGGCAAGGGUGUCAGAUUCUCAGAUGUUGCAGGCCUCAUUGAGGCUAAACAAGAAGUUAUGGAGUUUGUAGAUUACCUUAAGAGACCAGAGUUUUACAGGAAUCUAGGUGCCAAGGUUCCCAGAGGAGCCCUGCUGCUGGGUCCUCCAGGCUGUGGUAAGACACUGCUGGCGAAGGCUGUGGCUACAGAGUCUAAUGUGCCUUUUCUUUCCAUGAAUGGCUCCGAGUUCAUUGAGAUGAUUGGAGGACUGGGUGCAGCUAGAGUCAGAGACUUAUUCAAGGAGGGGCGCAAACGAUCACCUUGUAUAAUUUAUAUUGAUGAGAUCGACGCGAUCGGUCGGAAGCGAAGUGUCAGUGGACAAUGGGACGGUGGGUCAGGAGAGGGUGAACAGACUCUCAAUCAGUUACUGGUAGAGAUGGAUGGCAUGGCUUCCAAGGAAGGGGUAAUUAUGUUGGCCAGCACCAACAGAGCUGACGUCUUAGACAAGGCUCUACUACGUCCAGGCAGGUUCGACCGUCAUAUCCUUAUAGACCUCCCAACUCUGGAGGAACGCAAGCAAAUAUUUGAGACUCACCUUAAAGGAAUAACGUUGGAAGAUCAACCUUCCAAAUACUCCCACCGAAUGGCUUACCUCACGCCUGGCUUCAGUGGGGCAGACAUAGCUAAUGUGUGUAACGAAGCAGCGCUCCACGCAGCACGCUCCAAACAGCCCAAGGUGACAGGUGCAGAUCUAGAGUAUGCAGUGGAACGUGUGGUAGGAGGCACGGAGAAACGUAGCCAUGCCAUGUCACCCGCUGAGAAGCGUGUAGUCGCAUACCAUGAGUCCGGCCACGCAAUUGUUGGUUGGAUGUUGCCCACCACUGAUGCCCUCCUCAAGGUCACAAUUGUACCACGCACCAAUAUGGCCCUCGGCUUUGCCCAGUACACCCCCAAGGACCAGAAGCUCUUUACCAAAGAAGAGAUUUUUGAGCGGAUGUGCAUGGCCCUGGGAGGGCGAGUAGCAGAGUCGCUCACAUUUAACAAGAUCACAACAGGGGCCCAGAAUGACCUGCAGAAAGUCAGCCAAAUGGCCUACGCUAUGGUGCGGCAAUAUGGAAUGGGUGAUGCUACAGGCUUGCUGUCGUUUGAAGAUGACAAAUCUAGCUUAAAACCAUACAGCAAGAAGUUGGCUGCCUUGUUUGAUGAUGAAGUGCGGAGAAUUGUUGCCAAGGCUCACCAACACACAGAGAAAGUCAUUCAAGAAAACAAAAGUAAACUGGAAUUGCUUGCAGAGACCUUGCUGAAGAAGGAAACACUCAACUAUCCUGAAGUGGAAGCCCUCAUCGGUCCACCUCCUCAUGGUAAGAAGAACCUCAUAGACUCAGCAGAUUAUGAAGCUUCUGUACAUGCAGCAGCCAAUGGACCUUCCCCACCAACCGAGGCUCCCCCUCCUGCUUAGUACAAUUGUACAGUAUUGUAAUUUUGACAAUAAAUAAUAAGUUAUGA